AUGCAGUUCUCCAUCUUCACGGUCAUUGCCGCUGCUGCCAGCUUCGCUGCUGCCCUUCCCACGGCCACCUCCGCUGCCCCUGCCCCCUCCGCUACUUGCGGUAAGCUUGGCAACUUCCACAAGACCACCGUCAAGGCCGGUCAGACCUUGACCAUCAUCGCCGAGCGCUACAACUCGGGUAUCUGCGACAUCGCGUGGCAGAACAAGCUCGCCGACCCCAACGUCAUCUACGCUGGCCAGGUCCUCCUCGUCCCCGUCGACGUCUGCGUGCCCGACAACACCUCCUGCAUCAAGCCUUCUGGCACCGCUACCUGCGUCACCGGCGGCGCUGCCACCUACACCAUCAAGUCCGGUGACACCUUCUUCGUUGUUGCCCAGAGCCUCGGCAUCACCACCGACUCUCUGACCGGUGCGAACCCCGGCGUCGUCCCUGAGAGCCUCCAGGUCGGCCAGGUCAUCAACGUUCCCGUUUGCUAA
Colletotrichum godetiae is the source of this 477-nucleotide messenger RNA. RefSeq lists its product as uncharacterized. Bases 1 to 477 code for a protein of 158 amino acids. The transcript is spliced from 2 exons. The record is from RefSeq and is a predicted model, not a curated record. NCBI's taxonomy places the organism in Eukaryota, Fungi, Ascomycota, Sordariomycetes, Glomerellales, Glomerellaceae.